UUUUAAUAGUAAACUAAUAUUAACCAGAGUAAACAGUAUAUCAGUGUAGUGACAUUUGAAAAUGUAGUAUCCGGUUCAUCAUAUUGCACAAAAGUUCAUUCGCGGGAAGGAGGACACGAAUUCUUCAAAUAAAACAAAUAAAACAAUUUACAACCCAACCAUCUACUAUUUAUUUUCUGAAAGUCCUUUACAUUUCAUUUGAAAGCAUAUAAAAUGUCUGAUCACGUCGGUACAACUGGUGAGUCACCAAACAUGGAAGAGGUUUCGCUAGAUGGUGCAGCUAGUAGUUCUAAUUCUACUGAACAUGAAACUAUGGCAUCAAUAUCGAAAACUUCUUCGUUAAAGCGUUUCUUUAAGUUCCACGCACACAAGAAUUCCCCUUCUGAAGCUUCCACAUCACGAAAGAAGAAAAAUGAAGAUUCUAUUUCUGAAGAGGAUGCAGAUCAAACCGCAAAUUUGGAUAGUAAAAGUUCCAAACGCUUUCAUUUACGCAUGGGUGGUAUGCAAAAAAUUGCUAGUCGUGGUGGUUUAGAUACAGUAAGCAGUGCAUCUGAUCCAAGCGCGAGUGUUGCUGAACCAACAUCAAGCAAUUCUCUUAAUAGACGCUCUUCAAUGGUUGCCGGUGGUAGUGAAAAUAAAGUUAGCUUGAAAAACUCCAUUUCCAAUUACAUGAAAUCCUUUUUCAAGCGUUCCUCUACAUCUACUGCUGGAACUCCUAGUGUUAUUGUCCCGAACGAUCGUAGUGUUUCUAACACCAUUGAGUCUGAAUCAAGUAAUUUAGGUAGUGCUGCUACUUCCUCCUUUGGUCAAGGAAUUAAAAAAUCUAGCAGCUCGAAAAGGUCUCUCAAUCUCAAGAAGUCAGGCUCUAAGAAGCAAAGUGCCGCAGCAAUGCAAACGGUAGAAGAUGCCGAAGAAGAUGAUGAUGGCAUCAGUGAUUUAGAACAGGAAAUAAAGAAGCGUGAAGCCGAAAUACACUCACUUAAGAUCUCAGAUGACUAAAGCACUACAAUUGCAAAAUCCUACAUUUCACAUUAUAUAUCUCAAGUUUAUUAUAUAGAAAUUAAUUUUUUUAAUUACAAUCAAAAUUAUAUGUAACACCGUGUACACUAUAAUGAUGUUGAAAU
This is a messenger RNA of Teleopsis dalmanni, 1124 nucleotides long. RefSeq lists its product as uncharacterized. Bases 214 to 999 code for a protein of 261 amino acids. NCBI's taxonomy places the organism in Eukaryota, Metazoa, Arthropoda, Insecta, Diptera, Diopsidae. The transcript has 3 exons. The record is from RefSeq and is a predicted model, not a curated record.